This is a messenger RNA of Sarcophilus harrisii (Tasmanian devil), 2154 nucleotides long. RefSeq names its product golgin subfamily A member 6-like protein 22. NCBI's taxonomy places the organism in Eukaryota, Metazoa, Chordata, Mammalia, Dasyuromorphia, Dasyuridae. Bases 240 to 1592 code for a protein of 450 amino acids. The record is from RefSeq and is a predicted model, not a curated record. The transcript has 9 exons.
AUGAACAGUUGAAAAAAUAAAUAAUUGCUGUUACAAUAUAAGAUGUUUUGGCUGACAUUUAUUUUAAAAGUAUUUUUCCUUAAUGGGAAAAACUUCAGAUGUCAAUUCAGAAAUUUUUUUCUCUUUAAAACUUUUCAAGAGGCAUAGAUGAGCAUUUAUUAUAUGAUUAUGAGAUGUAAUAUUCUGUUUCUUAUGUUACUGACUAGAAGUGUGAAAAAGCAUAUAAUUUUGAAAUAAUUAUGUAUUGUUCAAAUAAUUACAAUGACAAUAUAUUACCAUAUUUUUGUGUACACACUGAAAUAAAAUGUUUGUCUUUUAGGCUUGCAAAGAAGAUAUUAAAUAAAAAAAAUGAGGACAAAGUAGAGAUGGUUGAAGAUGCUAUUGAUGACCUCACUCAGGCACAUGCCACAGGUUCUAUUUGCCUCCAGACAAGUGAGAAAAUAGUUGUUACAACUAGUUUAUCAAUAAAACAUCAAAAAAAGACAAAAUUGGUAAAAACCACAAGAGUACUUGAGAGUUUACAAUACACAGUUAGGGAAACACAGGAAAGAAGAAAAACUCAAUCCCGCUUAAAGCAUGAAUGUGAUAAAGAACACUAUAGAAGCAGAUUGAAAGGCGAAAAACAAAACAGAGAAAAACCACAGUCAGAAAUUAAAAUAAUUUCCUAUAAAAGUCGUGCCAUACAUCAGAAACAUCAGACAUCAAAAAAGAAAAACCAAGAUUAUCUCUUUAUAAAGAACAGAAUUGACACCCUGUCAAAAAGGUAUUCUAAAGCUAAAAAGGAGCUCCGUAAACUACUUCAUGCCCUUAAAGUGAAGACAUUACUUAUUGAAAAAAGACAGAAGCAAAUAAAGCAGGUCAAGGACAAAGUGAAGAAAUAUAGACUCGAAAAUCAUAUACUAAAGGAAAAAUAUAAAAGAGCACUUCUCCAAGAAGAGCUCCUGCAAGAAAAAUUAAACGAAAUGCAGAAGGAAAUUCCCUUGCCUCAACCAUUUGAAAAUGCCCAAAAGAAAGGGGCCUUCAUAAAAGAGGUAUUUCAAAAUAUCGGGAUGCAUUUUAGGGAUCACUCCAUGACUGUUGAUGCUGAUAUUGAAGAACAAGAUCAUGUGGCAAAAGAGAGAAAAGAGCAAAUACAUAUAUAUAAAAAAGAACAGGCAGAAGAUGAGGAAAUAAUAAAAAAGCUUCAAGAAAAAGUCGCAGAAUCCCAAAAAGAAACCUUCAUGUUUGUACAAACUUCUAUGGAAAUGAAGCGAAUAUGGAAGAAAUAUCAAAGGGAAAGUGAACUGCAUGAAUAUCAACAACGGAUCAAACGGGAAAAGCAGUAUAUUAAAGAUAUAGAAGAUUAUAUACUAAAAUUAAAACAUUCCACAUCUGAAAAUUCAGGAGAGCAAACUGACAAAAAUGAAGAACUUUGGGACACUACCGAUUCCCAUUUUCAACAUAUUCGACACCUUGAAGAAAAAAUAGAAGCAGAAUUUUCAAAAAAUAUUAAGUUGGAAUUACUAUAUAGAAAGCUUCAAGAAGAGGCAAUUGCUCUCCAAGGUCUGCCAAAGGAUGAUGACAACCUGGAACGGAGGAGAAGAGGAAUUUAAAGGAGCAGUUAUUACACUGGAGCAAAAAGAAGAAAAACUUAUAUGACCAAAUGGAGCAUUGACUUCAAGAAAUGGAAGCUGAAUUUGAAAAUAAAACAUCUAAGGCAGAACUAGAGAAAUACAGGGGGCAGAGCCAAGAUGGCAGAGAUUACACAGGUCUUUAUCUGAGCUCACAUCAACACCAGAUCAAAACUCUGAACUGUAACAAAUUUCUAGCGGAAGUUAUUUUGGAAAAAAUUCAGAAAAGGUUUAUUUCAAUCAGGCAUGGGGGUGGAGGGGUGGACUGAGCACAGGCCUAGCGUAGGGACCCAGGGCAGUGUGCCAUUCAUAUCUCAGCCGAGACACAUACAAGACAAAGGUAAAUAGUGUGCCUCUAAACCCCAGAAGAUUAUGGGACCUGACCAUGUCCACCCAACACUGAAAGGAAGUCAGCACCACUGACUAUCCUAAAGCCACUAUCACCUAUACAGGAAGCUGGGUAAAAUCUCCCUGUUGCCCUAAGAGCAGACCUCACCCUUUAAAAAAAUCAGGAAAAAAAGCAAAAAGAAAUCUGAUCAUAUUU